CAUAGUAACCGUAAUGAAAAUAAGUUCUAUGCAUUUUUUAACUGUACGGUCAUUAGUUUGUCUUUACAAUUUGAAUUUGUCACCUAUGCCUUUUUGUAUUUAAAAUUAAUGAAAUAUUAAAAAUUUUAUUUUAAAUGACCCUUUGAUUGAACAUUAUUUAUUAUUUUAGAUGGACCUGAAAAUUUUCAGGAGCCAGAAACAUGCCAAAAAACACAACCUGGAAACUGUAGGACAAUUAAAAAGAGUAUUAACGCGAAGCUGAAAAAAAAAUAAUUCAAACUUUGACUUAUAUAUGUCAGAAAUAAUUAUUUUAUAAUAACAAGUCGUAGGAGUUUUUGUCUACCGUAUAGACACUGUAAAAAGAGCCGUAUUUUCGUUGAAAUAAUUAUCAUGACAAAGUGUCGGUAGAUCCAGAUUGAUCAAACGUCAAUUUCACGAACACACGUGAAAAAGAAAAUGAAAGUGCAAAUGACUGUCUGUCGUGAGCACGCAUGGAUGAAUACGCAUAUAUACACGUUCUUUACAGCAUCAGUAAUAAUCAGCAUAUACGGCCGUGCGCGUCCGUGACGUUUUCGGCAAUGAAUUAAGCAGUACAAUGAAAUUGUAAAGCAUAAGUGGCAGACAGUCAGUGUUGCUAAGAUGGCGAGCACGGUCGAGCCCGAGUCUGCUGCGGCUGGCGAGGAAUGUGAUUUGUCGAAAAAGCCCGAUAGAAUACUCAUUUUCAGUGGCAAAAGAAAAUCCGGAAAAGACUUUAUCACCGAUGAAUUGUUCAAAAGACUCGGCGACGACAAAAGCGUCAUUAUAAAACUUUCUGGACCGAUAAAAACACAUUGGGCAAAAGUAAAGAAUCUCGAUGCUGAUCAGUUAUUUGGUGAUGGAAAGUACAAAGAAAUUUAUCGAUUGGAGAUGGCCAAAUGGGGUGAACAUAUGAGAAAUAAAGAUUACGGAUACUUUUGCCGUGCUGCUAUACAAAUGUAUAAUGCUAGCAACAAAUCGAUCUGGAUCGUAAGUGAUGCAAGAAGAAAAUCAGAUUUAAAGUGGUUCCGAGAGUACUGCCACAGCGCUUGCAGGACAAUCCGAGUAUCCUGCAGCGACGAAACCAGAGCCCAACGCGGAUAUGUUUUUACACGUGGAAUCGAUGAUGCGGAAACCGAAUGCGACCUUGACGACGUUUUGGAUUGGGAUUUAGAAGUUAAGAACGAUAAUCUGAAUAUUGAAUAUAUUAUAAAAAAAAUUGAAGAUAUUUUAAAAUGAUCGUUGCAAUUGGAGUUUGUAAAUAUAUAAAUAAUUUUACAUACAUUGUACAUAUAAAAUGAUGUCGUAUGUAGUAUUUUAGUUAGGUUUUCGAUUCAUUAAAAAAUGUUCCCCAUACAGAUG
Messenger RNA from Trichogramma pretiosum, 1377 nucleotides. RefSeq names its product phosphomevalonate kinase (gene Pmvk). Lineage: Eukaryota; Metazoa; Arthropoda; Insecta; Hymenoptera; Trichogrammatidae. Gene Ontology annotation, cellular component: cytoplasm. The transcript is spliced from 4 exons. Gene Ontology annotation, molecular function: phosphomevalonate kinase activity. The record is from RefSeq and is a predicted model, not a curated record. Gene Ontology annotation, biological process: isopentenyl diphosphate biosynthetic process, mevalonate pathway; cholesterol biosynthetic process. Bases 640 to 1254 code for a protein of 204 amino acids.